Messenger RNA from Hyla sarda, 2843 nucleotides. It is a transcript of the gene LDB2, whose product is annotated as LIM domain binding 2. Gene Ontology annotation, biological process: negative regulation of transcription by RNA polymerase II; nervous system development; positive regulation of transcription by RNA polymerase II. The coding region runs from base 234 to 1412 and encodes 392 amino acids. The record is from RefSeq and is a predicted model, not a curated record. Lineage: Eukaryota; Metazoa; Chordata; Amphibia; Anura; Hylidae. Gene Ontology annotation, cellular component: transcription regulator complex; nucleus. Gene Ontology annotation, molecular function: LIM domain binding. The transcript is spliced from 9 exons.
GUAGCCUGAAGCUAUCCAGCCUCUCUCGCUCUGGUGCUCUCCCUCUCUCGCUCUCUCUCUCCAAUCUCUCCCUCUCUUUCUCUCUGUGUCUUGCCAUAGAGGGCUUUACAAGCAGUUCCCAGGCAGUGUGAUCUGUGUUUGCAUUCUGCUAGUUUAUGCUGGGGAGAACACGCAGCCCAUGAGCUCUAUAUGGAUGCUGUUGCUACUCUGAUUCUCUGGAAGCAAAAAAGAAUAUGUCCAGCACUCAGCAUGACCCUUUCUAUUCUUCUCCCUUUGGUCCUUUCUACAGAAGGCAUACUCCGUACAUGGUGCAGCCCGAGUAUCGCAUAUAUGAGCUGAACAAGAGGCUGCAGUCUCGUACAGAGGAUAGUGACAAUCUUUGGUGGGAUGCCUUUACUACAGAAUUUUUUGAAGAUGAUGCAACAUUAACGCUGUCAUUUUGCUUGGAAGAUGGACCAAAGAGAUACACAAUUGGAAGGACUCUUAUUCCUCGAUACUUUAGCACAGUGUUUGAAGGGGGUGUCACUGAUCUCUAUUACAUUCUCAAGCACUCCAAAGAAUCAUACCACAACUCAUCCAUCACCGUGGACUGUGAUCAAUGUACCAUGGUCACUCAGCAUGGGAAACCCAUGUUCACCAAGGUAUGCACUGAAGGCCGCCUCAUCCUGGAGUUCACAUUCGAUGAUCUCAUGAGAAUCAAGACAUGGCACUUUACCAUCAGACAAUACAGAGAAUUAGUACCUCGCAGCAUACUAGCCAUGCAUGCACCAGACCCCCAGGUGCUAGAGCAGCUCUCCAAAAAUAUAACUAGAAUGGGUCUUACCAACUUCACCCUCAACUACCUCAGGUUGUGUGUAAUACUGGAGCCAAUGCAAGAAUUAAUGUCAAGACAUAAAACGUAUAACCUUAGUCCAAGGGACUGUCUAAAAACAUGCUUGUUUCAAAAAUGGCAGCGAAUGGUUGCACCACCAGCAGAACCUACAAGACAGACGACCACCAAAAGGCGGAAAAGGAAAAAUUCUACCAGCAGUUCAGGAAACACAAACAGCACAUAUACUAAGAAAAAACUACCAGCUGCAAGUCUCAACUUAUCCAGUCAAGUACCUCUCAUCACUACAAAAAAAUGCAUAGGCGAUAAGACAAGAGUCAGGAGGAAUUAUCGUGGAAUACGGAACGGUUUGGAUGUGAUGGUGGUAGGAGAACCAACUUUGAUGGGAGGCGAAUUUGGAGAUGAAGAUGAAAGGCUUAUCACUAGACUAGAAAACACACAAUAUGAUGCAGCUAAUGGAAUGGAUGAUGAAGAAGAUUUCAACAACUCCCCUGCACUGGGAAACAAUAGUCCAUGGAACAGCAAACCACCCGCUACCCAGGACACCAAACCAGAAAACCCAACGCAGCAAGCUUCCCAAUAGGUCGACACACCAGAGAACUUGGCAAACGCAUAUGAUGUUGAGUUACAGAUCAUUGCAUUGUUUACUUUAUGGCAGUACAGAGUGUCAAUAUAUCUACCAAGACAUUUCUACAGAUUUCUAUUUCCUAAUGGCAUUGGGUUACAUAUUUUUCACUAAUAAUUGUGCAACGAAGAUGAGAUCUUACUUAUCCUACCGGUUGUGAUACUUUAUUAAUCCUAAAAUAGUUCUAUUAAUAGAAUAUUGGGUCCCCUAUGAAAACAUGUUGCAAUUAUAAAGCCACAAUUCCCCCAAAAAUAUCCUAAAAUAGAUGUAAUAAAAACAUAAUAUAAUAUUUUUACAUUUCACCUGACCUGCUUUUCGAAAUUAAGUUUUUUCUUAAAUAAUUUACUUAUGAUGUACAAGGUAUACAAAGCAAAAUUCAAGUUUCCAUAUGAGCUUCAAAGAUACACAGUUGUAACAAGCCUAUGUUGGCUUGAGAACAUUCUGUCCUGAUCAGUCUCUCAUGUAGCUUCCCUAAAGGGCUCAGAAGACAAGCAGAGGACUUUAUGAUUGCUUUCAGUAAUGGGCAGAGAUAAUGCCAAUUAAUUUCUAUACAUGUUUUAGGCUUAGUACCCCUUAAAGGGAACCUGUCAUCACUUUCAUACCGCCUAAUUCGUAAGUCAUGGGGGUUUCUCUCCAUCCCACCAGUUUGAUUGAUAGAGCUCUCUCUGUUUUAGUAUGGUAGAGAGCUAUCAAUCAGAGCCACUGGUGGAUGCAGAAGCCACUGGAACCAUUCUAACAACUUGUGGCUUGGGAAGUGUGAAAGUGAUAACACGUUGCCUUUAAAUAAAUUACAACAAAGUAUGCUAAAGUCAAUGGUGAUACUUGAGACCCUUUGAGACAUAUUCCAUAGUCCUGAGCUAAAAGUAGCAUGGGGUUGAGGAUCUAGACCUAGGCAUUAGAAUACUCUCCACAUCCUCUGGUAAGUAUAGUCUCUGAUGCAGUAAUAUCUACAAAGAUUUGGCAGAAGACAUAUCUAUUCGCAAGUUACUCAAGACAGUUACAGUCUUAUAAAAUAGUUUAGAAACUCAAGAAAAACUUAAUUAAUAAGAGAGGGGUCCAUCAUACAUCAAUUAGCCAGAAUAGUGACUGCUUACAAAGAACAAUGUUCUCUAGAGUACCCAGUCUUACAUAAUACAGACCACUGAUUCCUACGGGCAUCUUUCACUGCUUAUUUUGCCCUCUUGUGGCACUUGACUUAAACAAUUGUUGGCAGGUUCUUCAAAGAUUACAGCUGAUUUCUGUGGCUCUUAGAAAGGAGAGACCAUGUGAUCAACAUAUUUUGGGGACAUGGUUGUUUACUUUCUUACAUUUUCCGGUGUUUGUAUAUAAAGUAUCACAACCUGCAAAAUAUUUAAAAUCAUUCCCUUAAAGGGGUACUCCACUGGAAAA